UCCGCCGCCAGUCACCUUUUACCAGCAGAGAGGGGAGGAAGUAUCGAUCAGGGGAUUUAACGAAAAUCAAUCUGAAGAGACAACGUCAAAGAACUGAAGUGGUAAAUCGAGGUCUGCGGGGACUAUCCGCUGCUUUUUUUUGGAAGAAACUCAACGCGCGGGGAAAUGCUCACGAGCUCGCGGAAGUUUGUGUUUACUGGUUAGCUGGUUGGCCCUGUUAGCUUGUUAGCGAGGAAGGUGCGCGCUGUUCAACGUUUACAACUAACUUAACGGGCAAGUUAGAUAUGUUUCUGGUUAUAAGAACGGUUUGGUAGAUGUUUGCUGGUUUGGCAGACUCUUGAAACGGACGUGCGGGUCGCGAUCUCUGAAUCUUGUGGUGUCACACACAAACAAAACAGACACAUAAAAGACAGAAAACGCACAUUAAACCAGCAUCUUCCAGGUUUAGAUCUGCUCCGUCGUUGCAGCUACGGAUGAUCUCUAGGUUUGCAGCAUUGGAUCUGGGACUUGUCAUCCUCUUCGGACCUAGUUCUUCGGCCGUGAUGGGCCCCCUGUUCAGCUAGUACGACGCGUGGAAACAAUCCCUCUAACCAUGGGAGGAUGUGUGGGGAGAUACUGGGAAGGCUGGGAGGACACACAGAGCCGAGGCUCGUCCAGGAAUGGUGGACGAGGAGGACGUAAUGAGCCUCUGAAGAAAGAGCGUCCCAAGUGGAAGAGCGAUUAUCCGAUGACAGAGGGCCAGCUCCGGAGCAAACGGGACGAGUUCUGGGACACUGCGCCGGCCUUCGAGGGCCGUAAGGAGAUCUGGGAUGCCCUAAAAGCUGCGGCCGUAGCCUUGGAGUGUAACGACCACGAGCUGGCCCAGGCGAUAGUGGAUGGAGCCAGUAUCACACUGCCACAUGGUACUCUUGCAGAGUGUUAUGACGAACUCGGGAACCGCUACCAGCUUCCCGUCUACUGCCUGGCUCCACCUGUCAACCUCAUCUCAGAGCGCAAUGACGACGACCCCGGCGACAGCCCCGAACCUCCUGUCGCGCCCAAGAAGGAAUUCCAGCUCAAGGUACGACUUUCCACGGGCACAGACCUACGCCUCAGUGCCAGCAUGGCGGACACCAUAGGGCUUCUGAAGAAGCAGCUGCAGGCUCAGGAGGACAUCGACGCCGCCCACCAGCGCUGGUUCUUCUCUGGGAAGCUGCUUACGGACAAGACACGGCUGCAGGACACUAAGAUCCAGAAGGACUUUGUCAUCCAGGUCAUCGUCAACCCGCAGGCCCUCCGAGGCUCUAAGCUGUCACCCACCAACACUGCGUCCCCGCCAUUGUCUGAAUAACAAAGGACACAGAGGACAGAUGGAGGGGAGACAGUUAAGGACCAGAGGUGCCUCACAUUGCUGGAUAACUUAUGCUGGUAUUGAAAUCGUACUGUGGAGGUACAAUUGUGGAGCAAAAACAUGAGGGAGGAACUCAAAAGUGCUGCUUUCUUUCAUGUACCACGUCAUUGUAUUUUUUGGGGGGUCUGUUCCUUCACACUAACUCUGGACAUCCUUGUCUUCUCUUGUAAAGCAGAACUCGUCAUGCUGAUGUGCAGCCCUUUCAACCACAUACAAAACGUGCACAUCCCGUUGCACACGCAGACUCCACCUCUGCCCUUAUAUCUGCACCAAUGCUAACUAAGUGCCAAUGGAGGAAAUGCAGAGGUGUUGGAUCUAAAGCACAUUUCUACUCUGAACGCCCGUGGACUCUCCUUUUUCUCCUUCACAGAGACAGGAGGCGAAGGCAGAGAAGGAGAUACAGAACUUUUUCUUUCUUUUAUUGAGGAAAUAAUGUAAGCUUUUUUGCACAUUUGAAGAUAAUUACUAUACUUGUGGUAGUUUGUGUGCCUUCUACAAGAUGAAACAAAAAAAAGGGGUUAAUGUCCAGCUAGUUUUACCACUAGGAAAAGCCUUCUGUAUUUUUUUAGAUUCAGGAAGAUCAAUCCAAGCUAUACUUGCUGCCUUUUUUUUAAUGAUUUCAUGACAUUUAAUGUGUGAGUGUGUGUGUGUGUGUGUGUGUGUGUGUGUGUGUGUGUGUUUGGGCAAAAGGAAUAAAUAUGUGGCCGGUAUGAUACAUUUCAGUAGCUCACAGGCACAAGACUGUUUCCCUGGUCAUAGCUUUGCAGUCAAUCAUAUCAUAUUAGCGAAAGAGAAAUUCCCAUGCAAAAAAUGUUGGUCCUAAAAUCUGCAUUAUUGACCACUUAAUGACCCCCAGACCACUAGGGGGCAGCAGCACAGCCCUGAUGUAGUCAGUUCAGUUGCUUAGGGCUUGUUGUCCCUUUUUCUCAGCACCUGAUGAAUGUAAAUCCAGUAUUCAUUUGCCUUUUUAUGCUUGAUGUGGUCCAAAAACUUCAAGUAUCUGUCACAUUUGUUUGCUUGAUGUUUGACUUUCUUUACCAGCAACCGGCUUGUUUGAAUUUGUUUGCCAGAAAUGUUUGCUUAUGUAUUUCAUGCAUAGACUGUAUAAAAGAACUGGACGUAUGCAGAAGUGCUUUAAACCUGCAUUCUUGCUAAUGGCCAGCAGGGGGCAACUCCACUGGUAUUAAAAAGUCAAAUUGUCAAAAA
This is a messenger RNA of Plectropomus leopardus (leopard coralgrouper), 2596 nucleotides long. It is a transcript of the gene ubtd1b, whose product is annotated as ubiquitin domain containing 1b. Gene Ontology annotation, molecular function: protein binding. The record is from RefSeq and is a predicted model, not a curated record. NCBI's taxonomy places the organism in Eukaryota, Metazoa, Chordata, Actinopteri, Perciformes, Serranidae.